Molecule: messenger RNA, 921 nt
Organism: Arabidopsis thaliana (thale cress)
Lineage: Eukaryota; Viridiplantae; Streptophyta; Magnoliopsida; Brassicales; Brassicaceae
Product: glycine-rich protein
Exons: 1
Coding region: 112-588 (158 amino acids)
Source: RefSeq, marked reviewed
UUUAACCCUUCACUCUUCUAUAUAAAUCUCCCCCAAGUACUUAACACUCUUCACUACUCUCUCCACUAAACAAAAACACUAGAGUUAAGUUACAUAUAGAGUAAGGAAGAGAUGGCAGUUAGGUGUUUAGCCGUGUUCCUCGUUGCUCUCAUGGUGUCUCAAGCAGUCACCGCAACAAGACCGGCUCCAACCAAGAAUGUCGGAGCUGGUCUUGACGACCAAAAGAACUUUGUAGCGUUCGCUGGUGUCGGUGGAGCUGCUGGAAUUGGUGGAGCCGGUGGUGUUGGAGCUGGUCUUGGUGGUGUCGCCGGUGGAGUUGGUGGUGUUGCCGGAGUUUUGCCUGUUGGCGGUGUAGGCGGCGGAAUUGGUGGUCUAGGCGGUGGUGUAGGUGGUCUUGGCGGUCUAGGUGGUCUAGGUGGUGGUUCAGGUCUUGGUCAUGGAGUAGGUGGAAUUGGUGGUGACCCUGGUAUUGGUAGUGGUAUCGGUGGACUCGGCGGUGCAGGUGGUCUAGGCGGUAUAGGCGGUGUUGGUGGUUUGGGUGGAAUUGGCGGUGGAAGCGAUUGCGGUGGCGUAAUUCCUCACCAUUGAUGUUAAACGUUUUUUUUUUUGUUUUUUUGCUCUCUAUAAACCAAAGAUCGGUCGAAAGGUUCAUAAUUAUUAUGUUUUAAGUUCUUUUAUCGAUGUUUAUGUUUUAAGUCGUUUGUUUUCUAUAUAUGUUUCUUGUUUUGUUUGUUAUGCUGUUUGUUAUUAAUUACUUGUGAGAAACUUGUGUUAUCAAUAAAUAGUGUUUUUUUUUGUUUCAUGUUACUUGCUUGUGUUCCAAGAUAUUCAAUUAGUUGAAAUUUGCAUGCAGCAAUGUAUACGUCAAACUUAAUCCCAUUUGUAAAAGUUGUCAGAAAAACAAAAUCUUCUUUCGUCGUG